Messenger RNA from Rhododendron vialii, 2471 nucleotides. RefSeq names its product ETHYLENE INSENSITIVE 3-like 3 protein. The transcript has 2 exons. Gene Ontology annotation, molecular function: DNA-binding transcription factor activity; DNA binding. NCBI's taxonomy places the organism in Eukaryota, Viridiplantae, Streptophyta, Magnoliopsida, Ericales, Ericaceae. Gene Ontology annotation, cellular component: nucleus. The record is from RefSeq and is a predicted model, not a curated record. The coding region runs from base 346 to 2121 and encodes 591 amino acids.
UGGUUUAAAAAAAGUCAAAACUUUUUUCUCGCAAGAUACUAGAUAUCGAUGAUAUCAAUGAGUUCUUUUAAUUUCUGAAAGAAAAGUUUGAAUUUUUUCGAGUAAAAUGUUCUUUAAAGUUCUCAUUUUUGCUUACCAGACAUUCUUUGUGGGACGAGUAGAGUAGUUUCAAAUCCCUUCAUUGAAAUUCACAUCUAUCCAAAUGGAGCCUGUGUUGAAAUUCAUUGAGGGUUUGCUUGGAGUAAUUAUUUUGAUCUUAUCCUAUGUUUCAAUCUGACUUUUUGGUUUCUUGCAAAAAAAAAAUUGUAUUGAGUUUUAUCUGGUUUCUUUUAUACUUCAAUGUGAAUGGAGCAUUUUAUGAUUGACACCAACGGAUUGGAUAACAGUUCGGACAUCGAGGUUGACGAGAUAAGGUAUGAGAACUUAAAUGAAAAAGACGUCAGUGAUGAAGAGAUUGAAGCAGAGGACUUGGAGUCGCGAAUGUGGAGAGACAAAAUCAAACUUAAAAGGAUCAAAGAAAGGCAGAAGCUCGCAGCCCAACGGGCUACAGAGAAGGAGAAGCCCAAACAGAUGACCGAUCAAGCAAGGCGGAAGAAAAUGUCUAGAGCCCAAGACGGGAUAUUGAAGUACAUGCUGAAGCUCAUGGAAGUGUGCAAAGCCCGUGGAUUUGUCUAUGGGAUAAUUCCGGAAAAGGGUAAGCCAGUAAGCGGUUCAUCGGAUAACAUUAGGGCUUGGUGGAAGGAGAAAGUUAAGUUUGACAAGAAUGGCCCCGCGGCUAUUACGAAAUAUGAAGUUGAGUGUCUUGCCAAAGUAAGGGCAGAUGGUGUAGAAAAGGGGACUUCCCAAAGUACUCUUCAAGAUUUGCAAGAUGCAACUCUGGGAUCACUUUUGUCUUCGUUGAUGCAACACUGCGAUCCACCUCAGAGGAAGUACCCGUUAGAAAAAGGGGUUCCCCCACCUUGGUGGCCCACUGGGAGCGAAGACUGGUUGACCAAAUUGGGCUUACCCAAAGGCCAGAGCCCUCCUUAUAAGAAGCCUCAUGAUUUGAAGAAGAUUUGGAAAGUUGGAGUUUUAACUGCUGUGAUAAGACACAUGUCGCCUGAUAUUGGGAAGAUCAGGAGUUUAGUACGGAAAUCGAAAUGCUUACAGGAUAAGAUGACUGGAAAGGAGAGUUUGAUUUGGUUGGGGGUAUUGAGCCGGGAGGAAUCCCUCGUCCAACAGCCAACCAGUGAUAAUGGGACAUCUGGUGUAACUGAGGUACCUUCUGGUGGCCCUGGCGAAAAGGAAAAACCAUCUGUUAGUAGUGACAGUGACUAUGACGUCGAUGGCAUGGUCCGCAUGGAUGAUUGUGUGGGCUCUGUUUCAUCUAAAGAUGAAGGUCGACUGCAGGAGCAACCAAGAAGAAAAAGACUACGCAUGGAAUCAAAUGCACCAAUUUCUAGUGAGCAUCUGAAUGAUGAACCGAGAAACACUCUUCCUGAUAUAAACCAAACUGAUGAACCUUGCGAUACAUCCAGAGGCGAACAUGAAAACAAUAUGAAUGAAACUAUGAGGCCUGUCUAUGAAGAUCUUCGGGGCCAAUACCAGUUACCAGCGUCUGAGUUUCAUAUUUUCUCCACUUUUCCUACUUCCAAAGUAAAUCCCACGGAGAACAUUGGUACAGGUGGCAGGCCCUUACUAUUUCCAGUGGUCCAAAGCUCAGAUUUGGCUAUUGGGACUCGAGAUUCUAGGGCUCACAGUGACAACCAAAAUACUGCGUUGCUUAGUGGACCUCAAAAUUCUGAGUUGCAUCGGCUGCCAGAAAAUCCUCAGCUUCAGCAAGAUACUUCUUACAGUUUUCAUAAUUCAUCACUGAGUUUUGGGCUUAGUGGUGAUGGACAGCAAACCCGGAUGGCAUUUGAUGAACCGUGGUUUAGGCCAGAGCAUGCUGUAGUUGAUGUAUCAGCUCUACAGAGAAAUGAAAAUUACAUUCCUGGAGAAGUUAUGCACCAGAUAGGGUCUCCAAUCAAUAGCCAGCCACUGGAUUAUGGAUUUAACAGUCCGUUUUCUCUUGAAAUAGACACUACAGUUUUCGAUGACUUUUUGCUUGAUGAGGACUUGAUAACACACUUUGGUGCAUAGAUAUGUCAGAUUUUAUACUUGAAAGGGACUGCAAAAAUGCAUUAUUUUGGCUAGGUUAAUAUUGGCUUAACUCUGUGUUGGAACUGUUGCCAGAACUGACGUUUUUCGUCCAUGCCUUAUAAACCUGUAAGUUAUGACAUAAUCCCUCAAUGUGCAGAAGUAAGGAAUAGGUUCAAGAUUUUAUGGGUUGAAAAAUUGACCCCACAUGUAAUAUUCAGGGCCCUUGAGUAGUUCCUGUAAAUAAUUCAUUUUCUUAGACUGGUGAAAACUGCGCAGGAGUGGCAUUUUGCCAAUUCAAUGGAUAAUGUUGAAGUUAAUAACAAGUUGACCUUGAUGUUUUUGUCUUGAAA